AUGGCUGCCGAAUCUUCCUCCCAUCUUCUUCCUUUCAAUACCUUAAUCCACAUGUUUUUAGUUUUUUUUUUCUUCGCAUCUUGGCUCUGUAAAUCGCGAGGGAAAGCUCUGCGAGUAGUCCUUCACAUUUCUGAAAGGAUUAGAAAGGCUGUUUUGCUUGCCAGGCAGCUCCACUUUAAUUACACAACCCCUGAUCGCUCUAGACAGGAGAUGUUGAGCACAAUGACUCCACUCCCAACAGAACACUGGCCAAUCAUAAGCAAAAGAGAUGGAAAGAGCAUCUGUAUACCAAGCCCACACACCCCCAAGGCAACGAAGCAUGGCCCUCGGCCUCCUCGAACCAAACUAGCUGAGAUGAGGCAGAUUACUGCCGUUCUCUUUCCGGAGUCGGCACUUCCUUCAAGAUGCAUGGUGCCGUCCGUUUUGGCAUCAAGUCAGGUUUUGUUCUACGAGGAUGAGUUAUGCCAGGGUGUUGCUCAGAAUAAACUUCCGUAA
Malania oleifera is the source of this 495-nucleotide messenger RNA. Its product is annotated as F-box protein At4g35930-like. Bases 1 to 495 code for a protein of 164 amino acids. Lineage: Eukaryota; Viridiplantae; Streptophyta; Magnoliopsida; Santalales; Ximeniaceae. The transcript has 2 exons. The record is from RefSeq and is a predicted model, not a curated record.